UGAGUAAUUUAACACGCCGCGAGGGUCCAGUCCGUCACAUCUCCUCUGGACUUUAGUUCUAGCAGACUCGCGGAGAUUUGAGAGCAAAAAAAUGGAUGUGAAACUGCUUGCAGUCGUGGCUGCUCUCACGAUGGUGAUCUAUGCGCCUUCUUCACAAGCAGCCAAGCCCAUCAGUCUUGUGGAACGAUGCUACUGUCGUUCAACUUUCAGCAACAUCCCACGAGGCCUAAUCCAAGAGCUCAGGAUCAUCCAAACACCUAACUGCCCCUUUCAAGUGAUUGCCAAGCUGAAGGCAAACAAAGAGGUGUGUGUGAACCCAGAAAGCCGGUGGGUGAGGCAGUUUGUGAAGAGCGUUAUCAACAAGAGGAAAACCCAAAAAGCACAACUUAAAGGCCUGCAGAGGUCCACCUAAGCCAUCAUGGAGGUCUCGGGCGAUCGUCACUGAUAUGUAACCCAAAAUCAUCUAGUAUGUUGUACAGCACUUAUCCCAGCUGUUCCGCUGCAGCCUUUUACAUGGAAUAAACCUACAACUCUUCGCCAUGAGCACCUGUCCUGCCACCACCCUAACCAUCAUCACUCCUGCCACUUAGAACAAAUAUUAUUACUGCAAAGUACCAUUAUAUCUGUAAGUGUGUGUUUUUCUAGCUGCUUUGUGUAUACCUUUUUUAAUGGACUUUUACAGUAAACAGAUUUUCUUUUGGAGAUAGGGUCAUCCCUCUCUCCUGUCUGUCUUUAAGAAAAAGCAUAAAAUCUGGGGUCAAAUUUUCUAAAGGGAAGAACUGUAUGUCCACACCGAGCAUGACAAACAAUCUUAUUUAAAUAGCCUAGUCUGGUCUGCUGAGGCUGAAAAUUACAUCGAAUCCUAAACAUGGGAUCUGCUUAUCCUCUUUGUCUCAAUUUUCAAAUCAUACCCAAUAAUGAACAAGCGGUUUCUUUUCCCCCCCAAAAAAGUUCAAGUUAAUUGGCUCCGAAGAAUUUCAGUGGGUGCCAGCUGCCCCAGACUGAACAUAAGACGUACACAACAUUCUAAUAAAAAUGGCAAUUACAAUGUUUUUGUGAUGGAAAUUAGGGUGCCAAAAGAUUCUGAGCAUUUCCUGAGCUGAGCUGUGGCUGUGAUUACACAACCCCGACCUAAUCAUAUGUGCUUUUCCAUUCAUUGCAAAAUGCACAACAUCUGGUUCCCAAAAAGUUUUAAUUGAACAGCCAAUAAGCUGAAAUUUACUGGAAUCAUUCAUCAGUGCACAUGAAGGGGGGGAUACAUUGUGAUGCUCACCACCAACAGCUGGUGGUCUUUGUAUCAAUUAAACUUGUAGGUAUGCACAUUUUUCUUUUAAUGGUUUUCAAGAGUUUUUAUAUCAGUCUCCACAUCAGUAAAACGUAUUAUAGAUCCAUUACCUGCAAAUAUAAUAGUGCCAAUACUAACAGUUAAUAGAUGUAGAUGGAUGUUACUACCUACAACUGUCAUGCAGAUAGUAAAGCACUUUAAAUCUAAUGUGUUCAUGUGUUAACAACAAGCUAGUCAUUUAAUCUGGUCAUUAACUUGUGUCUUUUGUUGUACUUUAUGUGUUUAUUAUUAUUCUGUUUUGAUUUUAUUCUUUCCUUUUGAUCACUGAAUGUGUAGCUGCAUGUAACUGUUUAAAUCUGGGAGAUUCAUACAUAUAUUAGUUUAUAUCUCCCUGUCAUAUGUAAUAUUAAUGUUAUACAAAUGUUUUAUUUUUGUACUCUUUUGCAUAUAUUAAAUCCAAACAUUUAUAUGAAGGAACUAUACUUUCACAACUGAGCCAUCUAGCUUUUUAUUGUGAAACUUGUAUACAGCUUUUGAGUAAAAAAAAAAAAGGAAAUCUUUAAAAUCUAACCGUUUUAAUGUGUGCUUUCCUGUAUAUAUUAUGAGCCAUUUUUAUCAUACAUUAUUACACUUGUAUCCACCAAUGCACACGUACAUGCUGCUUGUUUGAGUAGCUCUUUAUAUUGAGUGUAAAGCAUGCUUUGCCAGGGCCAACAUGCAGCUGCUGUAAUCUUACUGUACCAGUGGGUCGGAGGGUAAAUGUAAGCCUUUCAUGUGAGAACAUGUGUUUGGCUUUACUCACAAGGGCAAAUUAAAGGCAAGGACAAUAAUCCUGGGUGCUAUUUAACUAUUAACUCAACAAGCAGCCAUUAGGAAAGCAUUAGAGCUAAAAGGGAUGAACUUUUAACUUCCCUCUGAGGACACUAAGUGAAGCGAAGCGUCGUAGUGAUAUGUGUGGUGUGCUGAUAGAAACAUCAUGGAGACAUAUGGGCUGCCCAUUUUGCGACUGAUUAGCUUUGAAAUCAAGUUUAAGUCACGCCCAGUAGGACAGUAGCUGGGGUGUAACAGUCGGGAAUGGAAAAUAAUCUGAUGUAAUCACUGCUUUAAGUGGCUGAUAGCUGGUUUCACCACAGGAUUCUGCAGAUAAAAACAUUAAUGUGAUGAUUAGGCAGCUUGAAAAUAUAUGAGGCAUUCUGUUUUACAUUUGCAUGCUAUAAGUAGACCAUUUAAAGAUAUUUGUUCACUGACUACUUUAAUUAAAUGUUUUAAGACAAA
Messenger RNA from Melanotaenia boesemani (Boeseman's rainbowfish), 2560 nucleotides. It is a transcript of the gene cxcl12a, whose product is annotated as chemokine (C-X-C motif) ligand 12a (stromal cell-derived factor 1). The coding region runs from base 92 to 412 and encodes 106 amino acids. Lineage: Eukaryota; Metazoa; Chordata; Actinopteri; Atheriniformes; Melanotaeniidae. Gene Ontology annotation, molecular function: chemoattractant activity; chemokine activity. Gene Ontology annotation, cellular component: extracellular region. The transcript has 4 exons. The record is from RefSeq and is a predicted model, not a curated record. Gene Ontology annotation, biological process: chemokine-mediated signaling pathway; chemotaxis; induction of positive chemotaxis.